Larimichthys crocea (large yellow croaker) is the source of this 1320-nucleotide messenger RNA. RefSeq names its product parietopsin (gene parietopsin). The record is from RefSeq and is a predicted model, not a curated record. Gene Ontology annotation, molecular function: G protein-coupled receptor activity. Gene Ontology annotation, biological process: visual perception; G protein-coupled receptor signaling pathway. NCBI's taxonomy places the organism in Eukaryota, Metazoa, Chordata, Actinopteri, Sciaenidae. The transcript is spliced from 4 exons. Gene Ontology annotation, cellular component: membrane. The coding region runs from base 1 to 1080 and encodes 359 amino acids.
AUGGACAGCAACAGGACACUGUGGACCUCCGGCCCUCAUCCUCCAUCCACCUACACUGAGGUGGUGACUGUGGCGCCCACCAUCUUCCCUCGGAUAGGCUACAAUAUACUUUCUUACCUCAUGUUCAUCAACACACUGUUAUCAGUUUUCAACAAUGGUAUCGUCAUAACAGUGAUGCUGAGGAAUCCGUCUCUCCUCCAGCCUAUAAACGUUUUUAUCCUCAGCCUCGCUGUGUCUGACCUCAUGAUUGGCCUUUGCGGCUCCCUGGUCGUCACCAUCACCAACUACCAAGGCUCUUUCUUUAUUGGCCACGCAGCCUGUGUGUUUCAAGGAUUUGCUGUCAACUAUUUUGGUUUGGUGUCUCUUUGUACUCUAACCCUGCUUGCCUAUGAGCGGUACAACAUAGUGUGUAAGCCAAGAGCUGGCCUCAAGUUGAACAUGAGGAGAAGCGUCAUCGGGUUGUUUUUGGUUUGGAUCUUCUGUUUGUUUUGGGCUGUGACUCCGUUAUUUGGCUGGAGCUCGUAUGGACCUGAAGGAGUCCAGACCUCCUGCUCUCUGGCCUGGGAGGAGAGAUCAUGGAGCAACUACAGCUAUCUCAUCCUCUACACUCUCCUCUGCUUCAUUUUCCCUGUUACAGUCAUCAUCUACUGCUACUCCAAAGUGCUCACAUCCAUGAAUAAGCUCAACAAGAGUGUAGAGCUCCAGGGUGGGCGUUCCAGCCAGAAGGAGAAUGAUCACGCCAUCAGCAUGGUCCUGGCCAUGAUCAUAGCUUUUUUUGUUUGCUGGCUGCCCUACACGGCGUUGUCAGUGGUGGUAGUUGUGGAUCCAGAGCUCUACAUCCCUCCACUGGUUGCCACCAUGCCCAUGUACUUUGCCAAGACCAGCCCUGUCUAUAACCCCAUCAUCUACUUCCUUUCCAACAAGCAGUUCCGUGAUGCCACUCUGGAGCUGCUGUCCUGCGGCCGCUAUUUUCCCCGCACGCCCGCCCUUGUCAGCAUCCACAUGCACUCCAUGAACAGUACCCGGGUGACUCCCUUGAGCAGGAAUGUCAAGAUGAAUAGCAAGGUGUUGCCUGUGUGACUCUCUCUGACAAAAGCAAGAAGAAGCUGCCGUGGUUGUGGGUGUUUAUUCGGUGUCUCAUCAAGGACGCAGACCUGCACGUCUACGGGCCCCAUGUCUCUCAGAAACAUCUUCUCUGUAACCCAGAACCGAUUCAGACCAGAGACUGAUAUUCAGAAGGUGGACAAAAUAAGUGGAAGAUGACAUACAUAGUAUUUCAAUCCAAUACCACAGAAAAAAAGAAAUGUUUAUUUUGUUCAA